This is a messenger RNA of Symbiodinium sp. CCMP2456, 2169 nucleotides long. The record is from the annotation of a GenBank genome assembly. NCBI's taxonomy places the organism in Eukaryota, Dinophyceae, Suessiales, Symbiodiniaceae.
AUGACGAACCAUCAGAGUUCCGAUGUCACACUCCGAAGCGAACGGGAUGAACUCAUCGACCUCAUCACGGCCGCAGGGGGCGGAAGCUUGAUGAGGGGUUGGAGGCAAGCUCUCGAUCCCCAAGGCGAACUCGAGGUCGACUACGACGACUUCUGCCGAGUGACAGGGCAGUGGCGCUGGGUCGGCGACAUCAAUGCCCUAUUCGGGGGCGAUGGCGAUCUGGACCACCUCUCCUUGAUGGAGAUUGCCAACAAAGAAGGAAAGCUGAUGAACAACUUCAUGCGGUGGAUCAGGGAAGAGUUUGGCUCCCCGGCAGAUUUCUUCCUUGCCUUGGACGCCAACAAGAAGGGAAAGGUGGCGCGGCACACCUUCGUCUCCUUCUGCGUGAAUCGCGAUUUCAAGGCCUCUGAGGCGGACUUGAACCGAGUGUUCGACUGCAUCGACACAGGCGAUAUCGGCUCCAUCGUGAAAGAGGACUGCAUAUUCCUAGAGCUGGACCCAAUGAAGCGAAACGAGGAGCGCCAGCGAGGCGGCCUCGUGAGGGAGUGGAAGCAGCGAGCAGCUCUGGAGUUCCUGCAAAAUGCACGAACUGGCUUGAAGCCCCUCCCCGGAGAGGAAAGUGUAGCUUUGCCCGAGCGACACCGGCUCGCACCUCGGCCCUGGCAGGCCGGUGCCUUCGAGCAGAUUCCCAUGGUGGUUUGCCAGCGGCGAUACGAGCGGGAGCGCGACACGCGCUUCAAGCGUAAGUGCGCGCGGGCGACUUUCUUGAAGCAGAUCUGCAUCUCCUACGGAAACGAGGUCCGCGCUCUCCGCCGCGAUAUCAAUCCAGGAGGCCACCACAUGACCUUGACCGACAUUCGGAAGUACUGCCGGCAGGUUGAUCUUCCAGUGGAAAUUUCCCACCUUUGGCAGAGCUUAGAUACCGACUCGGAUGGCAAAGUCCGCAUGGAGGAGCUGUGCUCCCCGCGUGCUGAAGUCCUCGCCAAGUUCAAGGAGUGGAGCCGCCAGAAAUUCGGCACCGCCAUGGCGCUCUGGGAGACCCCCGAGGCAGUCCGGGCUCGAGCUCGUUGGCGAGGGCAGGGCCUCUGGAUCUCAGACACCAAGAUGCUCAUCCCCGCUUUGGGUGAGGCGCUGCGGGAGCUCGAGUGGCCCGGAAUUCACUGCCAAGAGGAGCGCUCUUUCGUCUUCAGCUCGUUGGAUUCGAUGGGCUGCAACCUGAUCACUCCGGAAGAUCUUGCCUGGCUAGACAGGUGGAUCCCCUCGGAGUUCCUUGCGGCAGAUCCCAGCCCAACGGCCUGGGCGGACCUCAAGGAGAUCCUCGUCAAGACUUACCAGCACCCUCUGCGCGCAUGGCGCAUCCUGGACAGGGACAACUCCAAUCGCAUCGCUUGGACCGAGUUCCGAGACGUUUGCAAGAAGGUUCACUUCACCGGAGACAUAGUCGGGGCCUGGCGUAUGCUUGAUACUGACAUGUCUGGCUAUAUCUCCAUGCGUGAGUAUGAUCCCUCCAGCGAAGAGCUGCUCACCUCCUUCAAGGAAUGGGCGGACUCCAACUUCGGCUCCGUUCGUCACUGCUUCAAGGCUUUAGACAGCGACCGAAGUGGGUCAGUUACCUAUGCCGAGCUCAAGCGGGCCUGUCACAAGAUGAAGUGGAUGGGCAACGUGCGCACGUUGUUCGACUGCCUCGACCUGGAUUCCGCAGACCGGCGGAAUCGGGAUGCUGCGACGGGAAAGCGGGCGAUCUCGCUAGAGGAGAUCGCGUUCUUGGACACCUGGCACGUGGAGCCCCGGCCGGAGCUGGCCAAGUUCGAGGAUCAGCUGGCUGAGUUGGAGGCAAGCCGCUUGCUCACUCGCGAGCGGCUUUUGCAGGAAAAGACGCUUCUUCGACGUGUCCGAAAAGGACGAAGCCAAGACGCCAGCCGACGUCCUCAAACAGGACCUGCGGCGACGCACCAGUCGGACUCCCUACCUGUCUGCCAGGACCUUCCCCGGCCCCACAGCCAAGGCGAUCUUCGGCGACCUCGCCACGGAGGGAACUCUGUCUCCAAAGAUUUCUCCGGUCGGAGACGGCCGAAGCCGAGGCAGGACUUUCGAGACUGUCGGCCACAGACCGACAACGCGUGGCUCCGCUCCUACACAUCCUUCCGAGCUGUGGGCGUUCAUCGCUAG